This is a messenger RNA of Lactuca virosa, 291 nucleotides long. NCBI's taxonomy places the organism in Eukaryota, Viridiplantae, Streptophyta, Magnoliopsida, Asterales, Asteraceae. The record is from the annotation of a GenBank genome assembly.
AUGCAACGGGGUGGAGAAGAUGUUGUUAUGGGUGAUUUAGUUGAGCUACAAACUGAUGAAGUUAUGAGGGUAAACGAAUCUGAGCAAGUGGUGAGGGUAAACGAAUAUGAGCAAGUGGUGAGGGUUAAUGAAGCUGAGGAACUAGGCAGGGUUAAUCAAGUUGUUGGCCAAGUGUAUACUAUAGGUAAACCAAGCAAGAGGAAAAAGUCAGAGAGACUUUUUAAACUAAAGCUUGCUAAAAGAGUUGAAUGUGAUGGUAGCAGUGUUGGAUCGCUAAUGGAGUUAGAUUAA